Mangifera indica (mango) is the source of this 3678-nucleotide messenger RNA. Its product is annotated as DNA mismatch repair protein MSH3. The record is from RefSeq and is a predicted model, not a curated record. The transcript has 13 exons. Gene Ontology annotation, biological process: mitotic recombination; mismatch repair. Gene Ontology annotation, cellular component: nucleus. Lineage: Eukaryota; Viridiplantae; Streptophyta; Magnoliopsida; Sapindales; Anacardiaceae. The coding region runs from base 188 to 3448 and encodes 1086 amino acids. Gene Ontology annotation, molecular function: mismatched DNA binding; ATP-dependent DNA damage sensor activity; ATP binding.
ACCAAAUUGUCAUAUCUAAGAUUCUGGCAGGCGGGCCUAAUCCUGGCCUAGGCUAGGCCCACAGGGCCCAACAGGCUAUUAACGCACGCAAGAGGAGGAACGAAAGCGCGCGAAACCAAGGAUUCCGUAGCUCUCCUGAACAGAAGCUCAAACUCGGAAGUCUCAUCACAGUGACGAUCAGAAAUCUAUGGGCAAGCAAAAGCAACAGGUCCUUUCCCGCUUCUUUGCUCCCAAACUCAAAACUCCGCCUUCAUGUUCGUCUUCUUCACCACCACCACCACCACAACCACCGCCGUAUCCUAAAAUCUGCGCAACCGUUACAUUUUCUCCUUCAAAACGCAAAGCCGUUUCUACUCAGUUCCUUUCUACUAAUCCCAAGAAGCCGAAGCUCUCUCCCCACACUCACAAUCCCAUUCCUCCGCCUAAACUUCCAGAACCAUCCAACUUUACGCAAACUUCCAGCAAAAAGUAUACUCCUUUAGAGCAACAAGUAAUUGACCUCAAAAGCAAAUACCCCGACGUGCUUCUUAUGAUCGAAGUCGGUUACAAGUACCGGUUCUUCGGGGAAGACGCGGAAAUUGCAGCGAAGGUGUUGGGGAUUUACGCUCACGUGGAUCGCAAUUUUAUGACAGCGAGCGUACCAACUUUUCGAUUAAAUGUCCACGUGAGGAGAUUGGUCAGCGCGGGGUAUAAAGUUGGAGUUGUUAAACAGACUGAGACUGCGGCCAUUAAGGCCCAUGGGCCGUCGCGUUUGGGUCCUUUUGGCAGAGGGUUGUCGGCUUUGUACACGAAGGCCACGUUAGAGGCGGCUGAGGAUGUGGGCGGAGGUGAAGAAGGUUGUGGUGGAGACAGUAAUUAUUUGGUUUGUAUUGUGGAUAAUGAUAUUACUGGCAAAAAUGAUGAUGGUUUUGAUGUGAGGAUUGGGGUUGUUGCUGUGGAGAUUUCCACUGGUGAUGUAAUCUAUGGGGAGUUUAAUGAUAGUUUUUUGAGGAGUGGGCUUGAGGCUGUUGUGCUCAGCUUGUCUCCUGCUGAGCUGCUUCUUGGACAAAAGCUUUCGAAACAGACUGAGAAGUUGCUAUUGACAUAUGCUGGACCAGCCUCAAAUGUUCGUGUGGAGCGUGUCUCACACGAUUGCUUUAGUGGUGGCGGUGCACUCGCUGAAGUGAUGUCAUUAUAUGAGAACAUGAAUGAAGAAAAUUUAGUUAAUGAUGACAAGAGAAGUAUUGAUGUGGUAGAGAAGGGAAAUCAUAGCUCUACAAUUGAGGGCAUUAUGAACAUGCCAGAUUUGGCUGUCCAAGCAUUAGCAUUGACAAUAAAUCACCUCAAACAAUUUGGAUUUGAGAGAAUGCUGUGCCUUGGAGCUUCAUUUCGGUCCUUAUCAAGCAGCACACAUAUGACACUCUCAGCGAAUGCACUCCAACAACUGGAGGUGCUAAGGAAUAACUCAAACGGGUCCGAGUCUGGCUCCCUGCUGCAUAUUAUGAAUCAUACUCUUACUAUAUAUGGUUCAAGGCUUCUUAGAUGUUGGGUAACUCACCCUUUAUGUGAUAUAAAUUUAAUAUCUGCUCGCCUUGAUGCUGUCUCUGAGAUUGCAGAAUCCAUGGGAUCUUAUAAAACUUCAGAAACUGUUGGCAGGCUUGAUGAAAAUUCUGAUGUAACAAUUGUAGAACCUGAAUUCUAUAAUGUUCUUUCUUCAGUUUUGACACAUUUGGGAAAAUCACCUGAUAUCCAACGUGGAAUAACCAGAAUCUUCCAUCGCACUGCUACUCCAUCUGAGUUCAUUGUAGUUAUCCAAGCUAUUUUAUAUGCUGGAAAACAACUUCAACGACUUCACAUUGGUGAAGAAUAUAAUGAGAAAGCUGUAUCAAAGACUGUGCACUCUGUUCUAUUGAACAAAACGAUUUUAAUUGCUUCUUCAGCCACUGUGGUUGGCAAAGCUGCAAAACUGUUGUCUACUUUAAAUAAAGAAGCGGCUGAUCAAGGGGAUCUACCAAAUUUACUUAUCAUCUCUAAUGACCAGUUUGCAGAGGUUGCUAGAGCCCGGAAAGCUGUUCAAUUGGCAAAGGAGGAAUUAGAUUCUUUAAUUAGCUUGUAUCGCAAGCAGCUGGGUAUGCGCAAUUUGGUAUUCAUGAGUGUGUCUGGAACAACACAUUUGAUAGAGUUACCUGUUGAUCACAAGGUACCUUUGAAUUGGGUUAAGGUCAAUAGUACCAAAAAAACAAUACGCUAUCACCCACCUGAAGUAUUGACCGCUUUAGACAAAUUAGCAUUGGCCAGUGAGGAACUUGCUGUUGUCUGCCGAGUGGCUUGGGAUAGCUUUCUUAGAGGAUUUGCUGAAUACUAUUCAGAUUUCCAAGCUGCUGUGCAAGCUCUAGCCACUUUGGAUUGUUUGCAUUCACUUGCCAUUCUUUCGAGAAAUAAGAAUUAUGUACGUCCUGUGUUUGUGGAUGACAAUGAACCUGUUCAAAUACAUAUCUGCGCUGGUCGUCACCCAGUUCUGGAUAGUAUUCUUCAAGACAAUUUUGUCCCAAAUGACACAAACUUGCAUGCUGACAGAGAGCAUUGCCAGAUAGUUACUGGACCCAACAUGGGCGGAAAGAGUUGCUAUAUUCGUCAAGUUGCUCUCAUUGCUAUUAUGGCUCAGGUUGGUUCCUUUGUGCCGGCAUCAUCAGCAGAAUUGCACGUGCUUAAUGGCAUCCACACUCGGAUGGGUGCUUCUGACAGUAUCCAGCAAGGGAGAAGCACCUUUCUGGAAGAACUGACUGAGGCUUCUCAUAUUCUCCACAAUUGUACAUCACAGUCUCUGGUUAUUAUUGAUGAACUUGGGAGAGGCACAAGUACACAUGAUGGUGUAGCUAUUGCUUAUGCUACGUUGCAUCAUGUGCUAGAGCAUAAAAAGUGCAUGGUCCUCUUUGUUACCCACUACCCUAAAAUUGCUGAGAUAAAAAAUGAGUUUCCAGGCUCUGUGGGGGUAUACCAUGUUUCAUAUUUGACCUCACACAAUGAUACGGAGACAAUGGACACUAAAUCUAAUCAAGAAGAUGUCACUUACCUAUACAAGCUUGUGCCUGGUGUCUCUGAAAGGAGUUUCGGAUUUAAGGUUGCUCAGCUUGCACAGCUACCUUCAUCCUGUAUUAGUCGAGCAAAUAUCAUGGCUGCAAGACUGGAAGCCGAAGUAAGCUACAGAGUGGGAAACAUAAGAGGAAAGAAGCAGUUAAUAGAAAUACCAAGUGGUCAAGAACAAGAAGCGCAAGAAAACAUGUUGAUAUCACCCGACAAUUGCUGCGCAAAAAGGUUAGAGGGUCCAGAAGAAGAAUUAAGCAAUGCUUUCCAGGAGUUCUUUCUAAACUUAAAAUUUGCAACUCUUGAUGACAACCCUGCAAGAAGCUUCCAGCUUUUGAAGCAUGCCAGAAGUAUUGCUAAGGAACUUCUAAUCAGGGUGUUCUAAAUGCUGAGGGUUUCAAACAUACCAUGGUGAGAAAGCAAAAUCAUGGUUACCAAGACUCACUCAAAUGAUAUUCACCAUUCAGUUUUGUAAAUAGCAUUGUGUGAAAAAUUUUGUGUCUAUGGAUGAAUGAAUGUAAGUUGUUCUCUCUUGCCUUCCUAAUUAAUGUCCUAAUAAAAUUAUAUUUACAAAUAAUAUAUAUCAUUUUGUAGACAAAUAACAAAUUGCUACCA